Prorocentrum cordatum is the source of this 729-nucleotide messenger RNA. Lineage: Eukaryota; Dinophyceae; Prorocentrales; Prorocentraceae. The record is from the annotation of a GenBank genome assembly.
GAGGCAUGCAAGAACUUGGUUCUGGCCGGCGUGUCACUAGUGAUCAGGGACCACCGCAAGGUCAGCGCCGCCGACGUCGGUUUUAACUACUUCCUGCGGAAGGAGGACCUGGGCCAGAGCCUCGCCGAGUGCGCGGCGAGGCGGGUGCAGGAGAUGAACCCGCUCUGCGGGGUGACCGCCUGCACGUCAGGCCCAGAGGUGGACGGCCUGGACGGCUUCGACCUCGUCGUCGUGGGCCUCCGAGUCCUGGGCAUGGACGUAUCCAGGGCCAGCGCCAUCGAUGCCGCAUGCAGAAAAGCGAAUGCGAGAUUCGUAUUCACAAUGGGUGGGGAGAGGGUCAAGGGUGCAGUUGCCGCGUAAGCUUCAAGGGACGUUUGGCAGCAGGAUAAGGGAGUACCAUUGGAUAACCGAAGGUAGCAUGGACGAACCGAGGUUGAUAGCGACAUUGACACUGAUGGCAUGAAAGCAGCGUCGAUGAGGAGGGGGACGUAUGAGAAGUAGAAAGAGUAUGUGCCAGGACGCGUGCGAUAAGGAAGCCACUGGCAAAACGAUGCGCAGGAGUGACCAGAGCUGGUGCAGACGGGUCCGCCCAGGGCGCCGUGUGCAGUCGUCUCCCGACCUGGCCCUCGCCUCUUCCCCCUCUUGGGCGUGGCUUACGCCUGCGGGCCGUCAGGGCGCACACUCGAUGAGAGGCGAGCGAACGAAGAGGACCCCCGAUGUCUCGCCACA